This is a messenger RNA of Chiloscyllium plagiosum (whitespotted bambooshark), 919 nucleotides long. The record is from RefSeq and is a predicted model, not a curated record. Lineage: Eukaryota; Metazoa; Chordata; Chondrichthyes; Orectolobiformes; Hemiscylliidae.
GUGGAUGAAGAAACCCCGUUGCGGAGUGCCCGAUAAGUUUGGGCCGAUCCUGAAGACCAACCUGAGGAGGAGGAAGCGCUUCGCCAUCCAGGGCCUGAAGUGGAGCCAGCCCGAGAUCACCUUCAGUAUCCAGAACUACACCCCGAAGGUGGGGGAAUACGAGACCAAGCGUGCGAUCCGGCGAGCGAUCGGAGUCUGGGAUAAGCUGACCCCGCUGAGAUUCCGGGAGAUCCCGUAUUACCAGAUCCAAUCCGGAGCCCAGACCUACGCCGACAUCAUGAUCUACUUUGCCGAGGGUUUCCACGGCGACAGCACCCCCUUCGAUGGGGUGGGGGGCUUCCUGGCACACGCCUUCUUCCCCGGGCCCGGAAUUGGGGGUGAUACCCACUUCGACGCAGCGGAGCCCUGGACCAUCAACAACCAGGAGCUGAUGGGUGAGCGCGCGGAGCCCCGGGAAUAUCCGGGAAUGUCAGAGUCAUCCGCGUGUCCCCGUGUCUGCCCGGGAAUGUCCGUCCCCGUCUCUGCCCGGGAAUGUCCGUCCCCGUGUCUGCCCGGGAAUGUCCGUCCCCGUCCCCGUGUCUGCCCUCUGCCCGGGAAUGUCCGUCCCCGUCCCCGUGUCUGCCCGGGAAUGUCCGUCCCCGUCCCCGUGUCUGCCCGGGAAUGUCCGUGUCCGUCCCCGUCUCUGCCCAGGAAUGUCCGUCCCCGUCUCUGCCCGGGAAUGUCCGAGUCCGUCCCCGUGUGUGCCCGGGAAUGUCAGUGUCCGUCCCCGUGUGUGCCCGGGAAUGUCAGUGUCCGUCCCCGUGUCUGCCCGGGAAUGUCCGUGUCUGUCCCCGUGUGUGCCCGGGAAUGUCAGUGUCCGUCCCCGUGUGCCGUGUGUGCCCGGGAAUGUCAGUGUCCGUCCCCGUGUGUGCCCGGGAAU